Gavialis gangeticus (Gharial) is the source of this 1636-nucleotide messenger RNA. RefSeq names its product opioid-binding protein/cell adhesion molecule homolog. The record is from RefSeq and is a predicted model, not a curated record. Gene Ontology annotation, cellular component: neuron projection. The coding region runs from base 181 to 1278 and encodes 365 amino acids. NCBI's taxonomy places the organism in Eukaryota, Metazoa, Chordata, Crocodylia, Gavialidae. The transcript is spliced from 9 exons.
GCUCCCAUCUCUUCUCUUGCUCUCUCCCUCUCUCUCUCUCUGUCUAGCUCACUAACUCACUCUCCCUCCCUCUGCAAACAUUGGAUUUAAACCUGCUCAGAAUUCAGCACAGAGGAAAGCAGCAGCGGCAGCAGCGGCAAGCAGCAAGCAAAUCAGCCUGUAGACUACUGCGGCUUCAAGAUGUACCAUCCUGCCUGCUGGAUCGUCUUCACUGCCACCACUGCCCUGCUCUUCAUCCCAGGAGUGCCCGUGCGCAGCGGAGAUGCCGCCUUCCCCAAGGCCAUGGACAACGUGACGGUGCGACAAGGGGAGAGCGCCACGCUCAGGUGUACUGUGGAUGACAGGGUCACGCGAGUAGCUUGGUUGAACCGCAGCACCAUCCUGUAUGCUGGAAAUGACAAGUGGUCUAUAGACAACCGAGUGGUCAUCCUCUCCAACACCAAAACCCAGUACAGCAUCAAGAUCCAUAAUGUGGACGUGUACGAUGAGGGCCCCUACACCUGCUCUGUGCAGACAGACAAUCAUCCAAAGACAUCGCGGGUACAUCUCAUUGUGCAAGUACCCCCUCAGAUCAUAAACAUCUCAUCAGACAUCACCGUGAACGAAGGCAGCAGUGUAACCCUCAUGUGCUUGGCCUUUGGGAGACCAGAGCCUACCGUGACAUGGAGACACCUGUCCAAAAAAGGCCGGGGCUUUGUGAGUGAAGAUGAGUACCUGGAGAUCACGGGGAUAACCAGGGAUCAGUCCGGGGAGUACGAGUGCAGCGCUGUCAACGACGUGGCAGCUCCAGACAUCCGGAAAGUAAAGGUCACCGUGAACUACCCACCGUACAUCUCCAACACCAAGAACACUGGCGCCUCGGUCGGCCAGAAGGGCAUCCUGCGCUGCGAAGCCGUUGCCGUGCCCGUGGCUGAAUUCCAGUGGUUCAAAGAAGACACCAGGUACCUAAGUGAAAGCAAGCUGCUAAGGGGAACUACGAGCUCACACGCUGUGCCCUUGGGAUUAGCCAAUGGGCUAGACGGAGUGCGAAUCGAGAACAAAGGCCAAAUGUCCACGCUGACCUUCUUCAAUGUCUCAGAAAAGGACUACGGCAACUACACCUGCGUGGCCACUAACAAGCUGGGGAACACCAAUGCCAGUAUAAUCCUGUAUGAAAGUGAGCCCACAGCACUGGCAGGCCCUGGAGCAGUGCACGAUGGCAGCAACGCGGCUUCCAGAGCAAUGGCCUGCCUCUGGCUAUCAGGCACCCUCUUUGCUCACUUCCUCAUCAGGUUUUGAUAAGAAAGCAGAGGGUCCUUGGAGGUGAUGCCUGGCUUCUCCCACACCACAGACUUUACUCUCUACACUGCGGGGGCAACCACCACCGUUUUACAGCGUGAACGUACUGCCGGGAGGGCGGGGGAGGGGGUGAAGGGGAAGGGGAAAGGGAAAGGGAUCUGACAGCCUGGUGAGGGGAUAAGUCAUGGGGGUUUCUCAAAGCAAGUCAUUUUCUUCUGCCCCAGCCCUGCCCCGAACCCUAUUUAUACACAUGUCCAAACGGGAGCGUGUCUCGGCCAAGCCCAUUAAAAUUGCCCCAAGAGACAUGCCUUGGUUUGAGAGACGAUGCAUAGCGGAAGCUACAAAAAAAAAAAAAAAA